Molecule: messenger RNA, 588 nt
Organism: Moesziomyces antarcticus
Lineage: Eukaryota; Fungi; Basidiomycota; Ustilaginomycetes; Ustilaginales; Ustilaginaceae
Exons: 4
Coding region: 1-588 (195 amino acids)
Source: RefSeq, a predicted model, not a curated record
AUGUUCACACUAAGGUCUAACACCUUGACGAAAGGAUUUCAGAGAGUGACGUCACGACGCCUCCUUCGGCAGGAGCAAUGGAAGAAAACGCUCCGCACAUCGGCAUGGCAGAAGCCGUUCAACCGAUGGGCGCCAAAGAAGCUCGGGCUUGGCUCCAAUUCGGAUGAGCUCACCGGACCGACGUUGCCCUUGCCCUCGACGUCGGUCAACCUGUUCGAACUCCCAGCAAGGUGGACCAGAUUUGCCGCUGUGGCGCCUGGUGGUCUCGGAAAUGCCAGCGGCGCCGAAGCCUAUGCUUUGGGAGCUGGGUGCAACGAGUCGCCGCGGGGUUUGCUUCAGCUUGCAUCCGUUAUGCGCCCCAUGUGGCUUGGAUACGGCCCGGCCAUGUCCUCAGCGCCUAGCUUUGCCUUGGACCUUUCCCGCGGGCCUGAAACUCAGGCGUCGACUGCCAUCAUCGCGAUGCAACAUGCAUUCCCCAAACGACUUGUGCGAACGCAUUCCGAUGUGCGCCUGAGCUUUGGCAAAGCGCCAGCGGUUCAAGAGCCGUCAGUGACGCAUUUGCCGAGCAAAGGUACAUCCGAGCAGUGA